GCGGAACUGACGUAUGCCACAGAUCAGCCAAUCAUUUCUUUCCGUCCCAUAAUACGUUGCAACACAAACUGCACGCGCCAAGGAAAUUCACUGACUGUGGUAACAUUUAAGCUUCGCGUAGACAUUAAUUCUGUUACUGUUUUUUACUAACUGAAGACUGAAGAAGACAGUGAUGACCUCAAGCAAACACUCUUCUGUUCUUAAAGAUGUUGUUGCCUAUGUUGAUGUGUGGUCUUCUGAUAAAAGAGCAAACUAUUCAAACCCUUUCAUCCAGCAGCUGGAGGAAAUGGGAGCUCAGGUAUCAAAAAGACUUAAUAAACAAGUCACUCAUGUUGUAUUCAACAAUGGACAUCAAGCUACAUGGAGGAAAGCUAAGAAAAUGGAUGUCCAACUUGUGUCUGUUCUCUGGGUUGGAAGGUGUUAUGAUGGCAGUGUACGUGUGGAUGAGAAGUUAUUUCCAGCUUUAAAUGAUGAACAAAAUCCUGUAAUGAAAAACAGGAAGCAUCGCUGCAUGCUCCCUAAAGAUUCUCCCGAAAGAACGACUGAAAAUGACUGGCGUUUGAAGAAGAAGUUUGAAAAAAUGGUGAAAGACUUGCCUCCGUUAGAACCACAGGUUGUAGGUAUGUCACCAAUCAUCAUUGAUGAGGAGAAUAGAAUUAUCUACAGCCCUGCUUUGAAUAGGUCUGAUUACAUGGCACAGCGCUUGAAAGAUAUGAAAGACGAAUGGGAAAACAUUUCGCCAACAGCGUCACAAAUGGCUGAUUCCUGCUCACCAACCGGGGUGAAGCCUUCUCUUGGAUGCACACCAACUUUCCUCAAAUUUAACAAUGACGAGUCUGAUGAUGCUUCUGUUGCUGAACCUGAUGGCUCACCUGCUAAGGAAGAAGGAAGAUCAUCUGAUGCUAGAGACCUGGGUCAGCUUGGAAGAGACUCUACAAAGCCUUGGCUCUCACCCUGCCACGAUGUGCCAAAACGGUUAUCAAGUUUGCCUGCAUGUCGUAGCUUUGACGACCAGGAAGAUAAAGAAGAGAAAAAACAAACAAGGUCGAGAAGAAUUUCAGUAAGAACGAAAGCAGGAGAGACAUUUAGAUCUGGAGUCUUUUCACAGAGUCCUGUCCAGGACACCCCUGGCAAGAGCAAAAUCCCUCAUAAAGAAAGAAGGCAGUCUCAUGUUAAACAAACUAGAGAGUUACCUAAGGAAUCUGAAAAUAAAGAGCCAGUAAUCACAGUGGAAAAGCCAUGUGGAGAAACUAAAUCCCAAGUUUCCCAGGAUGCUGCAUCUUUAAAUUACCUUUCAUCAUCAGAAACUAUAGUUGGUGCUGCAACUGAAAGGUCUAAUAAACGUUCCCUGGUAAAGAAAACUCAAUGUAGAACACCCAAGCAAGCCAGAUUGUCAUUUUCUGCCUUGGUACGAUCUUUCACUCUGUCCAGCGAAUGUAAAAAUGUUGCCUCGAGUUCCACUGAUGGAGAUAAUGAUGUGUUUGAGGACUAUUUCUCUCCCGCUAAUCACAAAAGACCUCGUUUGCCUAGUUCACCUGAGGAGAGCAGCAUUAAAGUACCUUUUGAGUUGGACCCUUUUCCAAAAAGGGAAAUACAAAGAAGAAGUGAAAUCUUUGGAUCUGAAAAGAAAAAAUUGAAACUGGAAAAACAACAUUGUAAAAAAAACCUCAAUCAUGAGUCUGAUGAAAGUGGUGGGUGUGUUCAAGGAGAUUUUAAAAACUCUCUCCCAGGAUUUAAUAAUCUUGCUGUUAAUAAAAAACAAGUGACUAAAAGGCAAAGACAAAGCUCUCUGGAUUUUUCAAGCACUGGAAAAACUACUGAAGAUAUGGAAAAAUGGAGACCGGCAUCUACAUCAGGACAACCACCCUUAGAAACAAACAUUGCAGAAUCAGAGCAGCAAGAAAACUCUGAUUUCACUGCAAUUUUUCAUAGCUCUGAAAGUGGAGGAAAUGAAUGCACCAUCGCAGCUGGUUUCACAGAGAACACCUCCGUCACUGAAGAAAAUCACAAUAAGCAAGCUGGCUUGAGCCUUCAGAAGAUGGUUAACAAAACAAAGGCUCCAAGGACACUUGUCAUGACCAGCAUGCCCACUGAGAAGCAGCAGACUGUGGUGCAGGUGGUAAAAGCUCUGGGUGGUUUUUCAAUCAUUGACAGAGUUUGCGAGAGCACAACUCAUGUAGUAUCUGGGGGACACAGACGGACUCUAAACAUCCUGUUGGGUAUAGCACGUGGCUGCUGGAUCCUGUCUUUUGAAUGGAUUCUGUGGUGUUUGGAGCAAAGGCAGUGGAUUCCAGAGGAGCCAUAUGAGCUUUCAGACCAAUUUCCUGCUGCACAAGUAAACUAAAACACUGGGAUCACAACAGGAAAGAAAACUAACAAAAAGCAAUGCCUAUUUAACAAUGUUUAUUUAGAGAAAUGAUUUACCAAAGUUAAACCCACUAAAUACCAAUAUUUCUGAAAUUAAAAGUUCUAAAUUUGAAAAAGAAAAUGUUUGUAUUUGUUAAUAAUUGAUUAUUUCUUUUUUUUUUUGUUGCUUUAUAAUUUAGUUAUCCAGUCAAAGCAGACAAGACACAGCUUUUUUUUUUUUAUUAGAGCAGAAGGGACAAAACUGAAGCAUCCUGUAUGUGAUGCAGCUGUUGCUUCUUCCCAAGCUUGGCUUUCACAAGUCUAGAAUAUUCUUUCUUUCAUCACCCCAUAUGAGGGGAACAUCCUCUGGGAAGGCUGGCAUUGUUUAAAUAAUACGCACACUUCUUUCAUUAAAUGCAUAACUGGAAUUUUCAAUCUAGUAAUACAGGAAAUCCUCAGUUAUGCUUAGUUUAAUGCUCGUGAGAACAUUCUGCAUUACCUAUAUGGCCUUGAUGACAAAAUCUUCGACAACCUGAUUUGAAAUGAGAAUUGAACCCUACAGUACAAUUUGUCUAUCAAGGGGAAAAGUUUAUAAACCAGUGUAAUUCUGACGUAAAACGUUACUAUUUGAGUUCUGAGUAGCUGAUGUAACUUCCAGCAGGUGGUAACAAUAUGAGUGAAAAUAUGACUUAGUCAAGGCAAUGAAAGCUGAAGUCCACUUCCUUUAAUUAAAUAUUUCCACUCAGGCUGGUUUGUUUUAUCAAUGUAUUUAAAUGCAGGGGGGUAGACAAAACUACCCCCAUAAACUACGUGGGUUCCUGCAUCGGAGGCCCGAAUGUCUUAGGCUACGUUCACACAGGUCUAAAUGCUCAAAUUUAGAUUUUUUUUUUUUUUUUUCAGAAAUCUGAUGUGUUUUUUUUUUUUUUGUGUGGUCAUUCACAUUACUUUGAAAAUGUUGUGGCUCCAAACUGACCUUCAUGCACAUAAGAACAAUACGAGCGUCGUCAAGUGCAGCACAACAGUAAACACGGAGAAAUAGGUGUUAUGGUUCAAGUGCACAACAGAAGCCAUUUAUUGUGUCAGCGGGUGAUGUGUGGGAAACACGUGAAUUAAAGGAGAGUGAAACUCUUUAUUGGUCCGUUUUAGAGAUAUCUGACUGCCAGUUCAGCACAACAAACUGUUUGGAUGCAGAGACACAGCCAGCAAUGGUGGGGAAGGGAUGUUAACAACUUUACAGAGACCAAGUUUAUUCAGAACUUUAUCAUGUCGAGGGCAACUUUUAAUCAUAUAUGUCAGCGCCUCUCCCCUCAAUUCCACAAGAAGAAGCCUUGAUGCAAUCCAGUGUAUCGGACUCCAGCAGAGGAAGAUCAUCACAUGCUCGGUAACCUCGAAGCCAUUUUGAAGUCCUCUGUUUGAAAGGCUGUAUACGAAUUUUACCAUACAAACUACGUCCCACCUCCAGACGGUUCCUAUGAGCCUUUCAAUUAUGCUUGAAUAAAGUUUUAUCUCUGUUUAUUAAUGA
Messenger RNA from Girardinichthys multiradiatus, 3868 nucleotides. RefSeq names its product microcephalin 1 (gene mcph1). Gene Ontology annotation, biological process: mitotic cell cycle. The record is from RefSeq and is a predicted model, not a curated record. The transcript has 14 exons. Lineage: Eukaryota; Metazoa; Chordata; Actinopteri; Cyprinodontiformes; Goodeidae. The coding region runs from base 173 to 2344 and encodes 723 amino acids.